ACGAGUCUGCACGUGAAUUUUCCCUGGGCUCUCGGCUGUCUUGACUGCUCAAACAAAUCUCACACAACACACAAUCUCAAAUCUCAAUCGGCAUCGAAUCCGGUCAACCAACCCAGUAGAAACAACACACAUUCGAAAUCUCAAUCUGUAACUGAAACACAGAGUUCUGCGUUCUGACCACUGAGUUCUAUCGAUGAGUUAAAGCGAAAAAGUCGCCAAACACAAAAAGUGCCAAGUGUUAGAAGUGCUAAAUGAAAUUCGAAAAAAAAAAAAAUCGAAGUAAAUAACCAAAUAAAACGCAGUUAGCCCCACGCUAGUCAAGCUAAGCAAACGUGUUAAACCAAGCAAAUUGCCGUCGGAUUUUUUACUUAACCCAAAGCUGAAAUAAACUUGUUGAGCGCGCUCGAGGGCCACGCCCCCCCUCACAAAAAAAAAGCUAAAACCGCCGAUCCCGAGAAAAAAAGAAAAUAAACGAUAUAGAAUAUUUUUGCGCCUGCCACGUUGCCCGUAAAAGACGUCAAGACGGUUGCCUCACGGUUCGAGUGGAAUGAGCAUAGGGACCCUGGUCUUCCUUUCGAUCGAUCGGUGUACAAAGUCGUUAAACUGAGCCCCAACUUGGAGCCCUACCCCGCCAGCGUGGAGGGCCUGAACAGCCCCAGAGCGGUGGGGAUGGCCGCGACCUCGUACAUGACGCCGCCGAGCGGUGAUCUGGACAUGGCCCUCGGAGGCGGUGGCUAUCACACCUCGUCGCCGCGUUCGGCUGCGGAUGCCGGUGAGAUGAAGUACAUGCAGCACCAUCAUCAUCAUCAUGCUGCCGCUGCGGCAGCUGCCCACCAUCAGUUGCCCUCAUCGCCAUCGCCCAAUGGCCAGGGCAAUGGAGGCGGUUUGGGACUGGGUCCCGGUUCCGGAUUGGGCUCAUGGAGUGCCCUGCAUCCGGAUCCGUGGAUGCAAACGCAUCAUACGCACCAUCUGCCCGCCGCCGCUGCCGUUGCCUCGGCCGCCGAUACCGUCAAGCAGGAGAUGUCGCAUCUCUCGCAGCAGACGCGCAUCCAACAGGGCAUGGCCUCGCCCCAUGCCGCCUGGCACGCCCCCCAUGCGGGACACUAUGCGCCCACGGGCGGAUCACCGUUGCAGUACCAUCAUGCCAUGAACGGAAUGUUGCAUCAUCCGGCUCAUGCAGCCGCAGCGGCCCAUCAUCAGAGUGUGGCGCCACUGCAUCAUGCGCUGCGCGGUGAAUCGCCACAGCUGCACAUACAUCAUCACAUGGGCGGCGGCGAUCGGGAUGCCAUAAGCGGCGGCGAGGAGGACACCCCCACGUCCGAUGAUCUGGAGGCCUUUGCCAAGCAGUUCAAGCAGCGCCGCAUCAAGCUGGGCUUCACCCAGGCCGAUGUGGGCCUGGCACUGGGCACACUCUAUGGCAAUGUGUUCUCGCAGACGACCAUCUGCCGAUUUGAGGCACUGCAGCUGAGCUUCAAGAACAUGUGCAAGCUGAAGCCGCUGCUGCAGAAGUGGCUGGAGGAGGCGGACUCCACAACGGGCUCACCCACGUCCAUUGACAAGAUCGCCGCUCAGGGGCGUAAGCGCAAGAAACGCACCAGCAUCGAGGUGAGCGUGAAGGGGGCACUGGAGCAGCAUUUCCACAAGCAGCCGAAGCCGUCCGCCCAGGAGAUAACCUCGCUGGCCGACUCCUUGCAGCUGGAGAAGGAGGUGGUGCGCGUGUGGUUCUGCAAUCGGCGGCAGAAGGAGAAGCGCAUGACGCCGCCAAAUACGCUCGGCGGCGACAUGAUGGACGGCAUGCCGCCGGGCCAUAUGCAUCACGGUGGCUACCAUCCGCAUCACGAUAUGCACGGCAGUCCGAUGGGCACACACUCCCACUCGCACAGUCCGCCGAUGCUGAGUCCACAGAAUAUGCAAUCGUCGGCGGUAGCGGCGCAUCAGUUGGCGGCCCACUAGCAAUCAGAAAUCCAGGAGUCGAACUCAGCUGCAGCUGCGUCCACUCCUGCAUCCCUCAAUAGUCUAAGCCAGCAGCAACAGCAGCAGCAGCAGCAACAGCAACAGCAGCAGCAGCAGCAACACCAGCAACAGCAGCAACAUCAGCAGCAGCAGCAGCACACACCGAAUACGCCAUCCUCCAGUGCGGGAUCAUCGGCUACGAUGACCAGCCAGGUGAUGUCGCCGCAGAGUCCGCUGGGCAGCUCCUCCGCUGGCAAUCAGGCUAACAAUAAUAACAACAAUAGCAGCACCAACAACAACAAUAAUAACAACAAUAACAACAACAACGAGGAGCAAGUCAAACACCACCAGCAGCAACAGCAACAACAGCAGGCAUCCAGCAUAGCAGCCGCUGCAGCAGCCGCCAUGUACAUGGAUCCCAUGCGCUACCAGCAUCCGCACCACCCGCAUCCGCAUCCGCACCAGCAUCCGCACCUGAAUCCCGCCCACCAUCCGCACCUGUUCCACACGAGCGAUCAGCUGCAGCACUCGCAGCAGCAGACCGUCGGCGGCACCAGCAGCAACUCCCAACUGUCACCGGGUGCCGGCAGCAACAGUGGGCUGCCACUGCAGCCGCCCAGCUCCGCCUCGCCGGCCGGAUCCGCAUCCUCGGUGCUCGGUGGCCAUCUCAAUUUGAAUCCGCUGCACCAGCACCACCACUAUCAGCACCACCAUCACCAGCAGCACCACCACCACCAGCAGCAGCAGCAGCAGCUGCACGCCCGCCGCCUCUUCGAGUUGAGUCUGCAGUUUGGAGCGGCGGCGGCACCGGGAGCGGUACGGCACUUCAACAGCUUUGGCGGGGCGGGCGGUGCGGGUGGGGAAUAGCAUUCGUCGGCCGCCUGGUUCGGCUAUGAGUCCUCCUAGGACUCGGCGUCGAACGGGUGGCCGCAAUUCAAGCGGGAGCAGCCCUAGAAUCGUACAGUCGAACUUCUCUAACGCGAACUUGGUUGGUUCGGUUCGCUUGAUCGCAGAAGUAGCUAUCUAAAAUUUAACUAGCUAUGAACAUUUUUCAAUACUUCGUAAGUCGAAAGAAUAUUUUUGGAAUUUUUCUAUAACUCAAUUUUUUGGAAAUUUCAAAAUCUUAAAAUCUGUUACUAAAUUUAGCGACGGAAAAACAUUAUUUAAAUCAUAUAUGUUAUUUAAUGUUAUUUAAAUCAUAUAUUUAAACAAAACUUUAACUAUUUCGACCAUUCUGAGAUCCACGUUAGACAAGCUCGACUGUAUGCAGAUCUUUAAAGAAUAGAAAUAGAUGAGGUCCGUCGAUGAGGUUGAGAAAUCAUCUUUUUUACCAGUGCAUUAAUCUGUGUUAAACUUCAGCUUAAAUAGGAGCAGGGAGUGGAGGAGAUGGGGAGGCUGCCAUCCACCAUUUUAGUUUGUUUUAAAGUUUGAAAAACUUGCUUAAAUUAAAUCAAAUUAACUAAAUUAAAAUGUAAACGAAAAUUUCCUUUGUAUAAAAGCGAAAGAAACACGCAAUUCAAAUCAAACGUGAAACCAAGUGAUGUUGUUUUAACCUAAAAACUAAAUGCUAAAAAAUUAAACUAAAUGAUACAAAAACAGAAAAAAAACUAGUUAAAAGUGCGACCCAAGUGUUAAAGAAACCAAAAAAGAAAAAAAGACAAGCAAAGAAAACAAAUUCCUCAGCUGCUCUCCAAAAGCAAGGUAAAUGUUUCCAUGCCCAAAAGUCCACAAAAUAUUUUUUCGUUCAACACUUUGUCGCCGUUUAGAUCAAGUAAAAAAGGCUCAAUAGAAAUGAAGGCAGCAGCAGUAGGAGAACUCGGUGGGUUCUAGAUAGGGUUUAGGUUCUUAAGCAAGCCGUGUUUAUAUAUAUUAUAUAUAUAUAGCCAGUAGAUUGUACUCUAAAAAAUCUAUAAACAAACAGAACGUAAAACAGAAAUCGAAAAACGUAGAAUUUAACGCGCGGCGAAGUAAGCAAAAAUACGAGAUGAAGGUGGAUUAAGUAAAAUAUGAGAAAAAAAAAACCCAAAACAUCUGUAAAUAAAAAACUUACAGUUAAGUCAUAUUUUUUAGCUUUAAAUGCAAUUGUAGAUUUUUUAAUAAGCCCCCCUAAGAAAAAAUCAUAAAAAUACAACCACAAGCGAAAAAAAAGUAAACAACAUUUACAAAAUAUAAAUUUUAAUUUUUAGGCGGUAAUUUUUAAAGAAUAGGCACGUGAAGUUUAGUUACUUAGUACUGUACUUUCUAUAUAAGCAAGGAAAUCGAAUGGAAAACGAAAAAGAAUAUAGCUAAAUCUUAAAAUUUAAAGAAAACCAAUAAUAAUCAAAUACCACAAAUGCUAAAUUGUAAUAUAUUAAUUGAUGUACAUUAAAACAAAAGGCAAACUAAAUGCUAAACAACAAACUUGAAAUUAUUUCAACAACAAAAAUAAACGAAAAUUGUGUAAAAAAAUCCUCUUUGUGUUUUUUGAUAUACGUUUACAUUUUAGUCCACCUUUUCUAUUUUCUUAUAUACAAAACAAAAAAAAAAGGAUAUCGAACCUUAUCUUUUGGUGUAACUUUAUAUUAUAGAACUUAACGAAAUUUUUGUUUAGUGUACUUUGUUUUUGGUAUGUUGAAAACUAUGCUGUAAGAGCGAGAGAAGCGAAGCCGAAUAUUUAAGAUUAAGCCAUGCCCUCAACUGUAUAAUAAAUUAUAUAGACGUACAUAUAUACAAGUAUGCAACAGCAAAGUCAACAAAGCGGUGCAUUUCCACCCACACACACACAUCCACACCGAGGAAAACCAA
This is a messenger RNA of Drosophila teissieri, 4737 nucleotides long. RefSeq names its product POU domain protein CF1A (gene vvl). The transcript has a single exon. Gene Ontology annotation, molecular function: RNA polymerase II cis-regulatory region sequence-specific DNA binding; DNA-binding transcription factor activity, RNA polymerase II-specific. Lineage: Eukaryota; Metazoa; Arthropoda; Insecta; Diptera; Drosophilidae. Gene Ontology annotation, biological process: regulation of transcription by RNA polymerase II. The record is from RefSeq and is a predicted model, not a curated record.